AAGAACCCGCUCUUGCAGCCACUUCACCUCUACCGCCUUAUAUUGCGAACUCACAGAGAGCUACCAGUCGAGCUGAGGACCAUUGGCGACCCGUACGUCAAGAGUGAAUUCAAGCUUCACAAGACAACAGACAAUCCGAUUCACAUUGUUGGCUUCUUGAGCGAAUGGCAGAAAUACGUGCAGGAUCUCAAAGGCAGCGGGUGGCAAGGUGUGCGCAUUGACAAGGACAAGAUUGACAAGAUGUCAGAGGAGCAACUCGGGCAGCUGUAUGAGCUGAUGAAGGCGACGAACGAGGAG
Molecule: messenger RNA, 297 nt
Organism: Protomyces lactucae-debilis
Lineage: Eukaryota; Fungi; Ascomycota; Taphrinomycetes; Taphrinales; Protomycetaceae
Exons: 1
Biological process (GO): mitochondrial respiratory chain complex II assembly; succinate metabolic process
Cellular component (GO): mitochondrion; mitochondrial intermembrane space
Source: RefSeq, a predicted model, not a curated record